AUGCAAUCAGUAACGGCGAUAAAUUGCGAGGUCAGCGCGCCUGUCCUACGAGUGGUCUUUGGUGGUUUUCUCACUUGGCUGUUUCUUCACCGGAGGUCUGUAAGGGGAGAUUAUGCAACCGCUACGUUUCUCCUCGCCCAUUUCAGCUUGUUCCUUGCGACCUACCUCGGCAACAACGAUCUCUUUGCGUCUAUCAAGUCGACGCUCACCCUUACUAUCGCUUACAUCUCCUCUCUCGUUCUUUGUACACUUGCAUACCGUUUUUCGCCCUUCCACCCAUUAGCUUCCUAUCCAGGCCCUCGCUUGUGGUGGGUAAGCAGCCUAUGGCUGACAUACGUGUCAUACAAAGGGAAGCGACAUCUAGUCCUGGAUGAUCUCCAUCGUAUCCACGGACCCUUUGUGCGAAUCGCUCCGAACACACUGUCCAUCAACACGCUCUCUGCAAAUUCGAUUUAUAGUGCGCAGGCUCAUAUGGAAAAGAGCGAAUCCUACACCGCUCCGGGCCAGAUCAAGGCCGUGUCUCUGUUUUUCAAGCAAAAGACGGAGAAGCUGCACAACGAUCGCAAGAAGCUUUGGUCUGCGGCAUUUACCGGCGCAGCGGAGAUAUGGUCUUCGGAGGGUGAACUCAUGAAAAGUGAUGACCCGCUUAGGUUGGUUGAAGGUGGAAAACUCGCUACCGUUCUCCUCGAUAGUGUCGGGCAAACACCGUGGCUCAUGGAUAUCAUCUGGCACCUGCCUGUAGGCAGAUCUAUGGUCCGUCUACGAGAUGUUGCUGCCACAAUGAUGCGUAAUCGAAUCAAAUCGAAUGACAAUAUUCAACUCCGUGACCUUGCAUCAUUUUUGCUGAGCAGCAAUCCUGAAACCGGUGAACGGAUACCACAUUCAGAUCUAGAAAUUGAAGCCGUUGUAGCAAUGCAAGGAGGCUCAGAUAACACGUCGACAACAAUGGCACUGGCCUUCUAUUUCAUGUUGGCGAACCCUACCUACUAUGCUAUGUUGCAAGAAGAGCUGGACAACGCUUUCCCCGACCGGGCUGGGGACCUCGACCCCACCAAGCUCUCGCUGCUUCCCUUUCUCAACGCUAUUCUACAGGAGGCGCUUCGUCUCGGUUCGCCAUUCUUUCUUCCGCGCAUCGUCCCUGCGGAGGGUGCCACUAUCGAAGGGAAAUAUAUCCCAGGAGGAACAAUCGUAGCUCUCGCGGCUUAUUCACAACAAACUAGUCCCGAAAAUUACUGGCCAGACCCCUUGAAUUUUCAUCCACAAAGAUGGCUGCCUGGUGGUCUUGGCCCUGGCUCCAGAACGGAGAGGACGGCCUUGUUCUCCUUCUCGUCGGGACCCCACAUAUGCGUUGCGAAAGCUUUUGCAUACCAGGAGAUGCGCUUGGUCGUCGCGCGACUUGUGCUCAAUUACGCAAUUAAAUUCGCUAAAGGGUUUGAUAUCGAGGCAUAUCGUGAAGGAAUUCUGAACAUGCGCACUACAAUACUUAAGAGACCGUUGCUGGUCAAGGCUACGAGACGGUCAACUGCUAACCUAGCAUGA
Molecule: messenger RNA, 1539 nt
Organism: Fibroporia radiculosa
Lineage: Eukaryota; Fungi; Basidiomycota; Agaricomycetes; Polyporales; Fibroporiaceae
Exons: 10
Coding region: 1-1539 (512 amino acids)
Molecular function (GO): heme binding; oxidoreductase activity, acting on paired donors, with incorporation or reduction of molecular oxygen; iron ion binding
Source: RefSeq, a predicted model, not a curated record